AUGGGCAGCAAGAGGAGAGGUGCCAGGAGCCGGCCGGGCAGGGACGGCCCGGCCCCCACGCAGUGUGUCCAGGCCGAGUGCUUUGACCCUCUGGUGCGAAACUGCGUAGCCUGCAAGCUCUUCCGGACGCCAGAACCCAGACCGGCUGGGGCCAGCAGCCUGGCGCCGGGGACGGCGCUGCAGCCGCAGGAGUCGGUGGGCCCCGGGGCCGCCGCCGAGGCCGAAGCCGCGCUGCCGCUGCCCGCGCUGCUCUUCGGCGCCCCCGCGCUGCUGGGCCUGGCGCUGGCCCUGGUCCUGGUGGGCCUGCUGAGCUGGAGGUGGCGGCGGCGGCGGCGGCGGCCGCACGCGGCGGCCCCCCCGGGGGCCCUGGCCCCGCACCCGCACGAGGCCCUGGACAAUGUCAUCAUCCUCCCCCCGGGACCCCUUGAUGCCACCACUCCCGUCUGGCCUCCAACAAGAGAAGACCCAGCCAACACCCCACCUGCCCACAGCGUCCCCGUGCCAGCCACAGAGCUGGGCUCCACCGAGCUGGUGACCACCAAGACAGCCGGCCCUGAGCAACAGUAGCCACGGAGGGGGCAGGAGGUGGCCCCUGUGCUCCCUGUGGGCUGUCAGCCAGGGGCUUGGAGGUUGGAUUCGGCUCUUCACCCCAGUGCCCACCUGCCCCUUUUCUGGGAACCACGCUGCUCCCCAGCUAACCCCGCAGAACCACAGACUGCAGACCACAGGGCUCAGACGGCAGGCAUGGCGUCCUAUGGCAUGUUAGCCUUUGGCUUAAAACCAGACGAUCUUUGGCAGCCCUCGAAGGUUGUGGCUGAGCUCCUGUGCUCCCACGUAGGAGGUUUUUCUUUAAGUGCCAGGAAGCCACCAUCAACCAGAAUGAAUCUAGGAAAAGGAUCAA
Neomonachus schauinslandi (Hawaiian monk seal) is the source of this 901-nucleotide messenger RNA. It is a transcript of the gene TNFRSF13C, whose product is annotated as TNF receptor superfamily member 13C. NCBI's taxonomy places the organism in Eukaryota, Metazoa, Chordata, Mammalia, Carnivora, Phocidae. Gene Ontology annotation, biological process: T cell costimulation; tumor necrosis factor-mediated signaling pathway; B cell costimulation. Gene Ontology annotation, cellular component: external side of plasma membrane. Bases 1 to 567 code for a protein of 188 amino acids. Gene Ontology annotation, molecular function: signaling receptor activity. The record is from RefSeq and is a predicted model, not a curated record. The transcript has 3 exons.